AUGCCAGAAAACAAUUCCAAACGAGAAUCGGGAACGAAGCAUUCCAAUGCAUGGGUGGAAUCAUCAUUUACGGCCGAACCGCCUUCUACGACCAAAAGACGGCGUGUAGAUAAUACAACUCAUGACACCCCAGUGGCCAGAGUUAAACCCAAGGCGCCCACUUGGGUUGCUUCUGAAUUUCAGGCCCAGGCCUCUCCUACCAAGCCUCAUGUCCGCCCACCACCACCCCGACCCAAGGACCCUGGCAGCGCCCGAAUUGCCACAAAUCCCACAUUUCAGUUCACCGAUCCCAAUGUGUCGUUCGAUCCCCAGGCCACAAAACAGAUCUCAGCCAGGCCGCUUUCCGUACAAGCCAUACCACCUUUCUUACCAAAAGGGCUCACGGACAAGUCCAUUCAUCGAACUCAUGACCCGGCCCUAUUCCACAUUCAAACGCCUAUAUUUCAGACUAAAAUUCAGUCGUCUGCCGCAGUUGGUGAUUUGAUAGUGCAAAAAGAGGUUAUUCCAAUGCCCCCUCCGCCGCGUAUAGAAUCCAAGAUAAUAACAGUACCGGAUACAUCUACGUUCGUCGACAGGGAAUACGUAGCUUUGACCGACCUGGCCACGCCGCGAGUAUUCGAAAACGUGACUGUCACAUCGCGUAAAGGUAAGGAAUGUAUAGUCAGCAACGACGGCAAUCCCCCGAUAUCGGACGUCCCGGCCGUCGAAGAGUCCACGAAAACAGCAGAGGGCGAGACCGAGGCGUUUGGAAUGAAUGGCUUAUCCCUGGUACUGGAUCGAGAUACAAGCCACGUUGGGAAUUCAAACAAUUCGGGACGCAAGUUGACCAGCAAGUUUAUCAAGGGUGGACUCGCAGCACGUGCAUUGAUGGUGAUCAGCCAACGCGAAAAAGACGAUGCGCUAUGGCACCACUAUCAAACGGCCAAAUUAAGCAAGAGCUCUAAUGUCAGGGCAGACCUACAGGUGCAUGCUGUGAAAUUUAUGCAGCGAGUCGGGGACUCGCUUCUGUUACGGUGCACACUGCCCCCAGGCGAAACCAUCAAUGCUACCCGAAGCUUGGUGGUGAGCAGAGACGUGGGCAAUACCCUUGUCGAACCUGUCUCCGUAUAUAUCCUACUCUCACAGCCGGGUACGAAGGAUCUUCCGGUCGUAGAGCCAAACGCAGUUAUCAGGCUUUGGAAGCCAUGGAUUGAGAUUAACCUUGACAGUGUAUCACGGGCAUUACCGACAUUACCUACAAGCCAAGUAGGCGAUAAGGAGCAGGAAACCCCAGUAGUCGUGGGUGACGGUACCGACGCGACAAGAGAACGUUCUGUAGACACGCAUCGGCAUCCAGAACCACCAAGAUCGUAUGGCGAAAUUUCCGCGCCUGAUCGUCGCCCCCAAAUUGCCUUGUUAUGCUCACGCUUCAUCACUUUGUAUAGAGAUCUUUAUGAAUACAACAAGGCUAACGUUUGGGCAUUUGCAAGAUUUGAACUGUCCGAGGGAUCUCGUAGAGGUGUUGCUCAAAUGAACACCGUCUCAGGUCGAGAUACUGGCGCACCUUGUGACACUCCCCGAUUUUCUUUAAUUUCAGCCGAACGGCGCCGGACUAUAUGCACCAAGCUUGUUUCGCGAGAACUGUGGGAAGGCACUUUCCGGCACGUUCGGAUGGAUCCCCCUGGAACUGCGCGAGCGAAGUCGGGUCUGGCUUUAAAAAAGGACUCGCGUCUUGGGUUGGAUAAUGCAUAUGAGACGGUUCGAAGAUCUCCCAAGAGGGAUGGACAUGGCCAGGAACAAGAGACAAAGAGGGAGACCCAAACCCCACCCCAACUUGCACACUUCACCCCCGACCACUCUGGUGCCAAACAUGUACACUCCACUACGCGUUCCUCCCCCAAUAACGAUGAUGAUAAGAGCCCUGAAGUCUGGUCUAGGCUGGGAAUACGGGCGGAACUUGAACGUUUGGAUAAUUUUCAGUUCCCAGCUGAGCGGGUUAGGGCUCUCGGCUCCGAGGAUGAAUGCCGCCGGGAUACAUGGUUUAGAGCCGCCGGUUUGCGCGAGGAGUGUUUGCUACGAGAGAAUGGGCGAAUGCCGUCUGAAAACUUUUGGCUGUGA
Messenger RNA from Rhizoctonia solani, 2097 nucleotides. RefSeq lists its product as uncharacterized. The coding region runs from base 1 to 2097 and encodes 698 amino acids. The record is from RefSeq and is a predicted model, not a curated record. NCBI's taxonomy places the organism in Eukaryota, Fungi, Basidiomycota, Agaricomycetes, Cantharellales, Ceratobasidiaceae. The transcript is spliced from 10 exons.